AUGGAUUCAGAGGCUUCCAUCACUAAUAUUGAGACAGAGCCUUUCAGUUCUCUGUUUGGUAGCAGCAUGGAGGCAGAACCAUUCAUGGAGGUAAACUCUAGUCCCCUGUCCAGCCCUUCCGCUGAAUCGGCCAAAUCAUUCAGCUCGGUAACCAGCCCGUGCGACUCCCUCCUUUGCUCUCCAAAUAUCGAUCUCGAUGAGAAACACUUUGUGAACGACAAGGCGAUACGCAUGUUCCACCUCUACGGCCGCCAUAUUGAAGCAGAUAACAUGAAGAAAAGCGGUCGGAAUGCUUUCAUCUCCCAUGCUCGAUGGCUCCAACAGAAUUAUCAAGAACUAAAGGUCACUCAUCUCCGGCUUUGCUUCUCGAACCCCUCGGAGUACAUAAAUGAUGUCAUGAAGUGGAUUAGAAUGGCCACCACUAGGGAUGUCGAAGAGCUUGAUAUCGAUUUCUCCAUCCCUGACAAUGACAAGAGGUACCCCGAGUGUUUCAAAAGCUAUGCUGAGUUGCCAUCAGAUGUCUAUAUGUUACGUAAUUCUCUUCAUGCAUUAAGGCUCUCAGGAUGCAAAUUUCAGCCUGCUUUGUUUUGGCAUCGAAUCAAGAGAGUAACAAUCGAAGAAUGUAUUCCAAUGAUGGAAGCCAACAUUGUUAUUCCAGGUCUCCAAUAUUUUAAGUACUCUGGAAUCGCGGUGCCCGUUGUCAUCAAGGACUAUCAUACAAUUGAGGAGGCAGAACUCGAUUUUAGUCGGCAGUUUGAACUUGGUCAUCAUAGCGAAUUAAUCUCAGAGAUUCUCAUAUGCCUUCAGAAUGCAAGAGUACUCACAGUUAUUGGUUCUGAAAAUCUUCACUUGCCAACAAUCAUUGUACGACUUCGACAUCUGAUACUAAUGAAGGCAACAUUGCAUAAAGAUGAGUCAACAGGAAUCAUAUUGCUGCUUGCAAGUUACCCAGUGUUGGAAACUCUAACAAUUAACAUGGGUUAUCGCAUACAACUUGCACCUAGAAUCCUCGGCGAUGAAGAACAUUUUAGCGCUCCAUUCGAUGCCAAAGGAUUUUGGGAAGCACAGACCUCACCCAUUAUAUGCCUUGAUAUGUAUCUGAAGAAGGUCAAUAUAACGAACUUCAGAGGGCAUAAAAAUGAAGUCUACUUUCUUAAAUAUCUACUGAAGAAAUCAUCAAGAUUGGAAGAAUUAUCUAUUACCAUUACUAGUGAUAUUUCGGACUGGGAGAACUCGGGGAGCUGUAUAUCUGCUACUCAACAACUGCAACACUCUGAGAAAGCUUCACCAAAUGUUCAGAUAUCGAUACGUUGA
This is a messenger RNA of Elaeis guineensis (African oil palm), 1314 nucleotides long. Lineage: Eukaryota; Viridiplantae; Streptophyta; Magnoliopsida; Arecales; Arecaceae. The record is from RefSeq and is a predicted model, not a curated record.